ACACUCGGCGGUACAGCCUGCGGUGCAGGGGAGGCGCUAGGACCGAGCGCUCUGUCCUGUCAGGGUGCAACAGUGCAGUCACUAAGAAGGACUUGUUUGCAUCUGUUGCUCAGCUCAGGGAGGAUCCGAGCAGCAGUGACAGGCGGUGUGCGGGCAAGUGGCGAACACACAAACCAAAUCCCCGGCUGUCAGCGUGUUUCUAUUAGCACAAGCAUCUUUUUAGUAAACAUAAGCAAAGCUCAGCGCCUCAGAGCAUCAUUAAAAAGCUGAGAGUUAACUAAAUCCCUGUGACUGAGGAUGAGAUGUACUUGGGGAGAUGCCCUUGGCUGAGACGUUGCUGGUUGUUUGCAGAUUGCACUAUGUGGAGGAGACGCUGUGGAUGCGGGUUGCAGCUUACUCCGCUCUACCUGCUCCUCUUGCUGCUGCUGCUGCUGAGCGCCCAGCAACCCAGGCGGACAGAGCCGGGCACCGGCGGCCACACACCGGGGGAAAGCCGGCAGGACAGGCAGUCCCCACCUCAACAUUCAGCCCUGGAACUCAUCCCCUUCGACUCCUUCAGCGAGGAUCAGUUCAUCGUGGCGACAGACCGAGCCGCCCGCUCCCGCCCCAGGAGGAGGGUUUACCGGCUGCUCAGAGCAGCUCGAAGGACCGAGGACCCAGGGGACGGCGGCAGGCCGGUUCUGCUGAACCCAGAGCCGGCUGGGAGGCAGCUGGAGCGCCUGGGAGUGGAGAAGCGCGGCUUCAAUGAGAUUGUCAGCGAGAGGAUCUCCCUACACCGGAGACUACCUGAGGAUACUUUCUUAAAUGUCGUAGUCAUGGAGCUGCAAAAUGUAGAACUAAGGACAAAUGGAACUAAGUCAAAUACACCAGAAUUGUCUCAGUUUUCAAGAUGCCUGCAGCAGGAGUACAGUCAGAAGCUGCCAACUGCCAGCAUCAUCAUUUGUUUCCACAAUGAAGCCUGGUCCACUCUUCUAAGGACAGUGAACAGUGUUAUGGAUACAGCCCCGAAGAAAUUUCUCAAGGAGAUCAUUUUAGUGGACGACCUAAGUAACCAAGGACAUCUGAAGGCAGCCUUGAGUGAGUAUAUUUCCAAGCUGGAUGGUGUGAAGUUGAUUCGAAGCAAUAAGAGAUUGGGGGUGAUCGGAGGUCGCACACUUGGUGCAGCACGGGCAACAGGGGAUGUCUUGAUUUUCAUGGACUCACAUUGCGAGUGCCACAAUGGCUGGCUUGAACCACUAUUGGAUCGAAUAGCCAAUGACAGAACUCGUGUUGUUUCUCCCAUAAUUGAUGUCAUUGACUGGAAGACAUUUCAAUAUUAUCACUCAGUUGAUCCACAGCGAGGAGUUUUCAACUGGAAACUGGACUUUCAUUGGGAACCAAUACCAGAAUAUGAGCAGAAAUGGCGAAAGUCUCCCACCAGCCCGAUACAGAGUCCAGCUGUAUCUGGAGGAGUGCUUGGGAUCAAUCGACACUAUUUCCAAAAUAUCGGUGCAUAUGAUCCUGCAAUGCUGAUGUGGGGUACAGAAAAUGUGGAACUGUCUCUUAGGGUCUGGCUCUGUGGUGGCUCAGUGGAGGUUCUGCCCUGCUCUAGAGUUGGUCAUGUCUACAGGAAACCUCCCCUAUAUUCCCUGCCAGAUGAAGAGACUGUGGUGAGAAACAAAGUCCGUGUUGCAGAGGUUUGGCUGGAUUCCUUCAAAGAGAUUUUCUACAAGCGAGACAGGACUGCAUAUUUGCUCAGCAAGACUGAGGUGCCUGACUGUAUGGAGCGACUGCAGCUGCGGAAGAGACUAAGCUGUAAGAAUUUUCAUUGGUUUUUGACUAACAUCUACCCAGAGCUCUACGUGCCUGAGGACAAAUCUGGAUACGCAGGGGCAGCAAGACAAAGGUUUUUGCUCCAUAACAUUGGCACAGGCUAUUGUGCAGGUUACGAGACCAAAUGGAGCACAGGUGGAUAUCCUGUUGCACUUGCUCCAUGCAGUGGCAAUGGGAAUCAGCAUUUUGAAUAUAAUAGUGUAAGAGAAAUCCGAUUUGGUGCCAUUGUUCAAUUUUGCAUUGAUGUCAGAAACGAACAGGUCAUAUUGCAGAAUUGUCACAGAGGGAAGAAGAUGGAAUCAGAACAGCAAUGGGAUGUGCAGAAGAGUGGAGAAAUUAUCCAUGUCUUGACUGGCAAGUGCAUUGAGGCAAUAAAGAAUGGAACAAGUAAAGACUUAUUUCUGAGACCGUGCAACAAAUACACCAGCCAGCAGUUGUGGCGAUUUGAGGAAGUGAUAGCCAUGAACAAAAGAUGAACUGUUGACUCCAAUACCUACUGUGUGACAGCUGCAGCUCAUAUGCCCCUGUCUGGUCAGGUGUGGUUGAUCAUAUAGGGAUGUACAGAAAUCAGACUGCUGACAACAAUGUGUGCCUUGUACUUCUGUUGUACUGAAGGAAAUUCUCAUUAUAGAAUGGAAACAAACUGCAUAUAUUUUCAAGGCCACCUUUGAACAAGUCAGGGAAAGAGUAACAAUGUGGGCUACAUAUGUGGCACAACUGAAUACUCUAAACUCCAGUUGUAACAAAGAUUACUGUGGAAGAAGCUAAACUGGCAAUAUCCAAUGACCAACCUACUGUGUGCUUGCAAGAUUUUAAGUUUUUGUAUCAAUUACCAUUUUUGUUCGGCAAUGCAUUGUGUACUUUAAUACUGGAUCAAAAAAUAAAUCUAUACUACAUUCUU
Carcharodon carcharias (great white shark) is the source of this 2713-nucleotide messenger RNA. RefSeq names its product polypeptide N-acetylgalactosaminyltransferase 15-like. The record is from RefSeq and is a predicted model, not a curated record. The transcript has 11 exons. Gene Ontology annotation, cellular component: Golgi apparatus. NCBI's taxonomy places the organism in Eukaryota, Metazoa, Chordata, Chondrichthyes, Lamniformes, Lamnidae. The coding region runs from base 303 to 2288 and encodes 661 amino acids.